Molecule: messenger RNA, 1578 nt
Organism: Drosophila hydei
Lineage: Eukaryota; Metazoa; Arthropoda; Insecta; Diptera; Drosophilidae
Exons: 2
Coding region: 390-1475 (361 amino acids)
Source: RefSeq, a predicted model, not a curated record
CUACAGUCAAUCAGCAUUUGUUCUAGAUACUUCAAAUACUAUGACCUAGCCGCACAGCAGCCCGCACAGAUCUGAGUUCAGAGAGCAGUUAAAGAGCUUUAUGCCGUAUGUGCUAGAGAGAGACAGAGAGCGAGUGCCAGUGUGAGACAGAGAGAGUGGAAGCUUAAGCGCCUGGCAGCAGCCUGCAGCCCACAAAAUGUCCUUCGGUUAGUAACAGAAAACUAUUGAGAGCAGCCAGGUCUAGGCUGAGUAGCUGAGUCGAGACGAGACGAGAGUUGAGUAGGCUGUCAUAAAAUCAAUUUUAAUUAAUGCAGCAAUAGUAUAGCCUAGCAGCAAUCUAAAAUAACAAUAAUAAUAUUAAUAAUACUAAUUAUAAAUAUCAUCAAUAAAUGGCACAACUUGUAUUAAAUGGUUCAGCGAACAAUAAUGGCAGCGCUGAGGAGAAUGAGCCCUAUCCCAUUAGCGACGAUGAGCUGGAUGACCUGGACGAUGACUGUCUGCUGGAGGAGGCAGAUCUGUCGGGCGGCGUGAAUAGCAUAGGCCGUGGUCCAUACGAGCGCGCCUGGACAACGGAAGCAACGCGUGCGCUCAUACACAUACGUGGACCUAUGGAGGGCAGCUUUACGGAGGGCAGGCAGAAGCGAACGGCACUGUGGCUGCACUGCACGCGGCAGCUGCAGCGGCUGGGCUUCCGCUACAGCGCGGCCAAGGUGCAAAAGAAGUGGCACAACAUACUCAUCACCUACAACAAGAAUCUGAACAAGAAAUACGUGUCCGGCUAUGUGCACUGGGAGUUCUUCGAGGAGAUGUUCAAGUAUUUGCAGGGCAAGAAGGCCGACUUUGAUAUGCAGCUGCAGCCGCCACAGACGCCGACGCAGCAACAGCAGCAGCAGCAGCAACAGUCUCAGGCGCAACAGCAACCGCAACAGUCGCAGCAGCAACCACAGCAGUCACAGCAACAGCAGCAAGCGGAUUUUCAAAAGAAGCCAGCAACGCCGCAAGACUCUCAGCCCUAUAUAACGCCCGUGGAUCAGGUGCUGCUGCAGCCGCAGGUGCAGUUGCAGCUGCAGCUCGAUAGCAAAUCGAAUGAUGAAUUCGAUGAGGACAGCAAUAGUUUGUCGGAGGUGCGACAGCCCAAGCUGGAGUACGAUGCCGAUCAGACGGGCAGCACCAGCAUUCAGGAGCAACCGGAUAGCCAAGAGAUGGUGAUGGCUUCGUCGGGCAAGCUGUACGAACAGUUGGCGCCGCCGCCGCCGCCUCAGGACGAUGUCUGGUGGAAGGAUUACUUCGAGCGCAAGCUGGACGUGGAGCGUGAGAAGAUGGAGCUGCAGCGGAAUUUGCAACGCGAACAGCUGCAAAUCCAAAAGAUGUCCUUGGUGCAGCAGGAGCGCAUCGAGCGCAUGAAAAUCGAUGCCAUCAACAGUCUGACAGCCACGCUGCAGAAGCUCGUCGAGGCCAAGUGCCGCCGGGCCUAGAGGGAGUCGAGCACUAAGGCUGAAGCACAACAAAACAGUAUUAAACUAAGUUCCAAUGCAUAUCCUGUCUACUUGAUGUGUAAUCCUUAUCUCUGUGUAAAUA